Phyllopteryx taeniolatus (common seadragon) is the source of this 2635-nucleotide messenger RNA. RefSeq names its product solute carrier family 12 member 8 (gene slc12a8). Gene Ontology annotation, molecular function: potassium:chloride symporter activity. Gene Ontology annotation, biological process: potassium ion import across plasma membrane; cell volume homeostasis; potassium ion homeostasis. Gene Ontology annotation, cellular component: membrane. The record is from RefSeq and is a predicted model, not a curated record. Lineage: Eukaryota; Metazoa; Chordata; Actinopteri; Syngnathiformes; Syngnathidae. The transcript has 14 exons. The coding region runs from base 223 to 2358 and encodes 711 amino acids.
AACAGAGGCUCAUUGUUGAAAGCAGCAACACCCUGCAAACAAAGUAAGCUACAUUUAGUCCAGCUGGCUACCUGUUGCAAUCUGCUUUCUUGCUGCCCACCUUGUCCCUCAUUUUUUUGUGGCCUUCAUUUACACGCCCGGACCAUGGAAACGUUUUGACUUUUUAUCCCCAGCAUGGACUAAUUAUAUUUAGUGAAAGUGGGCACUCACCUGUACGUUGCAAUGGAGUCCUUACCAGUGGGAUGGACAGUGCACGCCUGUGAUCAGGAGGGAGAUGGAGCAGGCCUGCUGAAAGGGGGAAAUUCAGGUAGCACAAACCCUCAUGAGCAUGAUCUGUUCCAUGAGGAUGCCCAGCAGUCCAGUCAGCCAUGGUGGAGAAUCAAAAUCUUUGUGUGGGAGCCGCUUCUCUUUGGAACCUGGGAUGGUGUCUUCACCACGUGCAUGAUUAACAUCUUUGGUGUUGUCUUGUUCCUCCGUACUGGCUACUUAGUGGGCAACACAGGUGUGCUGCUCGGGAUGCUUCUGGUGUCCAUGGUGGUUCUAUUUGCUUUGGUCACAGUGAUGUCUGGGAUUGGAGUGUGUGAGUACUGCGGGGUGGGCAGUGGAGGUGUGUACUCCAUGAUCUCCACAGUCCUUGGGGGCAGGGUGGGGGGCACUGUAGGCCUCCUCUAUGUAUUUGGACAGUGUGUCGCCGGAGCCAUGUACAUCACAGGCUUUUCUGAGUCGGUGGCAGAGCUGCUGGGUCUUCAGAGCGAGUGGGCAGUGCGAGCCAUGUCAGCUGCAGUAUUUCUUGCCCUUCUUGGAAUCAACCUGGCAGGUGUCAAGUGGAUUGUGCGACUCCAACUGCUGUUGCUGGCGGUGCUAGCCGUCUCCACCCUGGACUUUGUCAUUGGCACCUUCACCCACCUUGACCCAGCACAUGGUUUCAUUGGUUAUUCUGUUGGUCUGCUCAGCCGCAACACACUACCUGAUUACAGCCCAGGAGAAAAUUUCUUCACAGUCUUCGGGGUCUUUUUCCCUGCUGCUACAGGUGUUAUGUCAGGCUUCAACAUGAGCUCAGACCUGCAGCGGGCCGAACACAACAUCCCUUUGGGAACACUGACAGCUGUUUUCACCUCGUGGUUCCUGUAUCUGGUCUUUGUCUUCCUCCUUGGGGCCAUAUGUACGAGAGAAGCUCUGCGCUACGACUUCUUGAUAGCAGAAAAGGUCUCCUUGGUGGGUUUCCUGUUUCUGCUGGGCCUCUACGUGUCCUCCCUGGCUUCCUGCAUGGGCGGCCUUUACGGAGCGCCUAGGAUCCUGCAGUGCAUCGCCCAAGAGAGGGUCAUCCCUGCACUGGCCUUUCUGAGAAGAGGGAAAGGCCCUAACAAGACUCCUGUGGCAGCGAUCUGUCUGACCAGCCUGCUGAGCAUGGCCUUUGUUUUCAUCGGCCACGUCAACGUGCUGGCACCCAUCGUCACCAUCAACUUCAUGCUCACCUACAGCUUUAUUGAUUACUCCUACUUCUGUGUGGUCAUGACCUUCCAGUUGAAGAACAAAGACAAAAGCACCCAGGCCCGAAGCAGCCAGCGGAGAUUCACCAGACAGACCUCCAAGCCUCUGAUUGAGGUCACUGCUCCUGAAUAUGGCAGCGGAGGAGAAAGUCCACAGAGGAAAGGCACUUUGAUCGAGUUCACAAAGGACAUGGAUCGGAUCUUUCCUUCGACCUCCAAUGGAGUUUCUGGACCUGAGAAAACCUUACAAGGAAGGAGCACAAGGAAGGAAACCAAGAAGAAGCUAAUGGACAGUUUUGGCUUGGAGCUGAGCAGCAGCGUGUUUGCAGAUGAGCAAGCUCAGCCUCAGGAAGUACCUGAAUUGGGACAAACUCAAGCCUGUCAUGGUGAAAAAGAUCCAUCUUCUGGGCCUCACUGCACAGUCGCUGGAGUUAAAGCAGAGCAGCAGGACUUAGAAAUCAAACCCUUGCCCGAUUCUGUCUAUGCAAAGUUUAGCAACCACUGGAUAGCUCUUAUAGGUGCGUUGAGCUCCCUGUUGAUCAUGUUUGUUAUUCAGUGGGUUUAUGCACUAGCAAACAUAGUCGUUGCCCUGCUGCUCUUCUUCUACAUUGGUAAAACCAGCCCAGGACUACACAAAGGUGUGGCGGCUCGAUAUAGUUUUGUCGUGUGGCUCAAAUCAACAUUAAACAGCAUUUGGAGGAGGAGGGCGUCUCCCAGAGAUGAGAUCGUAGUGACACCAUCUCUGUCGGGGGUCGGCAUGAAAACUAAGCAGCUGACGGAGGAAAAUGCUGACUUUGCGUCUCGCAACCGCUACCACCGGUCAUCGUUUAUCAAGAGGGAUGAGAUAGUGCAACCGCCACAUGGGUGACUCGAGCACUACCUCUAUCAAUGUAAAUGUGAUCGGCCACUUUUCCAGCAGUGGUUAUUGGAAAGCGACUCAAUUGUAUUGCACUGUGUGUGUGUUUGUUUACCAGUGCGAGAGACACUGCAUAUCUCGGACUUUGUCAUAUAAAAGUUGAAUCGAGCUAAAGUACAAUUUUGUCCUCAUGUACUUUGACUUGUUUACAGAAGAACAUAAAGUAAGAUUGUAUUUUCACUGUUCAAGUUGUUUACAGGAGAAAUGAUUAAACUGAUCUGGAAAGUUA